CGGCAGCCAUGAGGCGGCCCGCAAGGAGGCGAGCGAGCCUCUCGGCCAACCUGAAAAUCGGGGACUGCCCGAAAUGCUGCCUCACCCAUGAAGAGGAUGAUGCGUUCAUCCCCUUUGCCCAGGAGAAACUGGUCAAGCCAUGGGGUUCGAUGCACAACGUAGCCGAGGGAAGCGAAGAGCGCCCUGGCAGCCGGUCCCGGCGCAGCCAGUACGUCCUCAACCUCAACGUGGGCGGGAAGUGUUUCCAGAUCGCCUGCAAAGUGGCCGCCCGGUACCCCGUCACUCGGAUCGGCCAGCUGGCCCUCUCCACCGACCCGACGAAGAAGCUCUCCCUCUGCGAUGACUACUCGGUGCCCAAGAACGAGUACUUCUUCGACCGGGACCCCCUGGUCUUCCUCUACGUCUUCCACUUUUACCGUAGCGGCGUGAUGUGGGUGAUGGAGGAGCUGUGCCCGGCCAACUUCGUGGAGGAGAUCGAGUACUGGGGGGUCCACAUGAAGUAUGCCCAGCGCUGCUGCCGGAUCCUCUUUGAGGAGAAGCAGGACGAGCUGAACGAGCACCUGAAGGUCCAGCGGGAGCUGGAGGCGGAGAUCGCCCCGCUGGAGCGAGAGGAGACCUUUGAAGGCCAGUUCCUGGGUGGGCUGCGCAGGGUCAUCUGGAACCUGAUCGAGAAGCCCUAUUCCUCCAUCCCGGCCAAGGUCAUCGCCAUCAUGUCCAGCUUCUUCGUCCUGCUCUCCAUCGUGGGGAUGACCCUCAGCACCGUGGAGGAGAUGCAGCACAAGACCAGCAAGAAGAUGAUGGAAAUGAUGGAGACGAUCUGCGCCGUCUUCUUCACCCUGGAGUACCUCAUGCGCCUGGUCUCGGCCGCCUCCUUCCGGCAGUUCCUGCGGGCCGCCUUCAGCGCCAUCGACCUGGUGGCCAUCCUCCCCUUCUACAUCCAGCUGCUCUUCGAGAACCUGGGCGAGGCCGAGGGCGACUACCACGAGGAGCUGCACAAGAUGCGCAGCGUGGGCAAGCUGGGGAAGGUGCUCAAGCUGAUCAAGCUGAUGCGCAUCUUCCGGCUGCUCAAGCUGGCCCGCCACUCCACCGGCCUGCGGGCCUUCGGCUUCACCAUCCGGCAGUGCUACCAGCAGGUCUGCUGCCUCCUCCUCUUCAUCGCCAUGGGGGUCUUCACCUUCUCGGCCCUGAUGCACUCAGUGGAGCAUGAUGUGCCCGGCACCAACUUCACCAGCAUCCCGGAUGCCUGGUGGUGGGCAGCCGUGAGCCUCUCCACCGUGGGCUAUGGGGACACGGUGCCGGACACGCUGCUGGGCCGGAUGGUGGCCUUUGGCUGCAUCUCCUUCGGCAUCAUCCUCAACGGCAUGCCCAUCUCCAUCCUGUACAACAAGUUCUCCGACUACUACGCCAAGCUCAAGUCCCACGAGAUGGAGUACACCAGCUCCUUGAAAACCUCCCGCAAGCUCAACCUCAAGGGGAGAGCCGUGCGGAAAUUCCGGGACUGCUUCUGCACUGAGUACGUCGGCCCCCCGCCGCCCGCCGGCUCGCAGGGCUACCAGCCCCUCCACCAAGGGCACCCCGUGGCUCACCAGCCGCCCCACUCCGUCCCCCAUUCGCCCCGGGUCCCCGGCCCCGGGGUGGACCUCUCCCACUUGUACCCGGCGGCCCACCUGACGCCCCUCUCCGGCCACCGCACCCAACCUGACCCGUACGUCUUCCACGGGAGACACUCCGUCUCCAAUUCCUAGAGGCCGCCCAGCGGCUGGACUCCCCGGCGCCUCCUCCAGGCCCGGCAAGAGAGACGACAUGCACCCAAGCGCCUCGUUUCUGGACUGGUGUUGUUGCUUUGGGGAGAAGCGCAGCCGGACAACCCCAUGAAAACCCAAACCAGGGAAAAGGAGAAAGAAAAAAGAGAUGGAUUUUAAAAAAACUGUUGGAAAAGGCUUUUGGGAAGAAUCCGGAGUCAGCCUCCUGCUGGAGAUCUGACCACGUGGGAUCCAGAAAGAUAUUCCUGGGGGUGGCCACCAAGAAGGUCCUGCAUCGUCGGCUCACCGAGGGAGGGCGAGGCACGGAGUGGGACCUCCGAAGAGGACCCAGAAAACCUCAUCCCACUGGAGGUAAAGGAUCACCAGGGAAAGUUCCCAAGAAUCCAGUUCCCAUCUGCCCCAGCCAUUGCAGGCCGACGGUAGGAGAUGAUAGGCGCCAGAGUGCAGCCACAUCCCGAGGAGGGCUGCAUCCCUUCCCCCCUGACCUGCUGCUCGUGACCUGGAGCUUAUGGGUGGUUCAUUUUUAUCUUCGCACACCAUCAGCCAGGAGAGGAACUCUGCCGAAGCAGACAGACCGGGUGGGCCUUCUCUUGUCUGAAACCCCUGUGUUUAUGUGUGUCUUUUUUCUCUCUGGAACUUGCUUUUCGGGUGGUGCUGAAAUCUGCAGGUCUCCCCAAAUGCCACUUGUU
This is a messenger RNA of Pogona vitticeps (central bearded dragon), 2452 nucleotides long. Its product is annotated as potassium voltage-gated channel subfamily V member 2-like. NCBI's taxonomy places the organism in Eukaryota, Metazoa, Chordata, Lepidosauria, Squamata, Agamidae. Gene Ontology annotation, biological process: action potential; protein homooligomerization; potassium ion transmembrane transport. Gene Ontology annotation, molecular function: delayed rectifier potassium channel activity. Gene Ontology annotation, cellular component: membrane; voltage-gated potassium channel complex. The record is from RefSeq and is a predicted model, not a curated record.